UCACUGCCACUCUUUGCUAGUUCUUUAUAAUACGCGUACCGUUUUGAAAUGUUUUUAAGUACUCAAAAAAAGUAAGUGAUGUUACCAACAUAACAAAACCAUUUUUCUGUUACCUAUAUGAAUAUUUUUGUAACAUUCAUUAGAGGAUGUUUUAAUUAGAGAUUUAUUAGAGCAUUUAUAGUCAAUAUGAUCAUAGUGCAACGAAACUAGCACCUAAAGAAAAAUAAAUAAUAGAUUGAAGAACAAAGUGAUGUGAUGCGAUCUUCUGAGUUCUGAUAUUAGAUAUUUGUAUAGUUGAUAGUUGUAUGAGUGAUGUGACACCGUUGUAGCAGGUGUAAAAGGUCAUGAACCUCAAUUAAUUUUAUUCCCUUAAAAACUUAUCGAAUUGCUAAUACACAAUAUAAUGUGAGUGGUCUUGUAAGUUUCUGUGUUGAUUAAUAAAUCAAACGAUGCGAUUUAUUAUCAAAACUAAAGCAAAAAAUAAUUUAGUUUGGUUAAGUAAAAUAUAAACAACUAUGGAUGUAGAACAGGGUAUAAAAUUAGAAAUGUUCGGAGAUAGCAAACAGAGAAAUAAUAGUAAUAUGUGCCUCACUAUUGAAUUAUGUGUCGUUUGUGGAGACCGUGCUUCUGGAAGGCAUUAUGGAGCUAUUUCUUGUGAAGGUUGCAAAGGAUUUUUUAAAAGAUCGAUCAGGAAGCAGUUAGGGUACCAAUGUAGGGGCUCCAAAAAUUGUGAAGUAACAAAACAUCAUAGAAACAGAUGCCAGUAUUGUCGUCUACAAAAAUGCCUUGCAUGUGGAAUGCGUAGUGAUUCAGUACAACAUGAACGUAAACCAAUAGUUGACAAAAAGGAAUAUAUGAAUAACUCUAAUUCAAAUACAAACAAUGUAAACAAAAUAUUUAUUCGCAAAGAUUUGGCUACUGAGUCUCAAACUCUUCUUCCACCAGCCUUCAACCCAUGUGACUUAGGCUUAUCAUUUUUUAACAAAAGAUUGGGUAAUAGCAGUUCCUCAGAAAUUCCCUAUCGUAUGUCACCAAGCCAAACUAGUUUAGAAGAUGAAGUUUCUAUGGAUAGUACAAACACAGGAAUAGGUGAACUGAGUGAUGCAUUGUGUAUGGCUCGUGAUAAACAAAUAAUUUCAAAAGCCCUAGACACUAUUGCAAGGGUUCAGUGUUUAAAUGGAAAUGAUUAUUUAUCUCUUACAGCUGAAGAGAAUCCCUUUGAAAUAGAUGAACCUGUAAUUCAGGAGCAGCAUGUGAUUUUUAAUUUGCAGAUACCUGGUCCUGUUCCCCCUUACUUAAAUGUACAUUAUAUUUGCGAAAGUGGCUCAAGAUUACUCUUUUUAAGUAUUCACUGGGCAAGAAGUGUUCCUGCUUUUCAGUUGUUGAGCUAUGACAACCAAAUAACUCUUUUAAAGGGUAGUUGGGCAGAAUUGUUUACAUUGGGUUUAGCACAAUGUUCACAAACAUUGUCCUUAUCUACUAUACUCUCAUCACUAAUAAGUCAUCUACACACCUCCAUCGCUCAAGACAAAAUACCUGCUGUUAAGGUGAAACAAGUAACAGACCAUAUAGUAAAAUUACAAGAAUUUGUCACAUCUAUGAACCGCAUGAAUGUUGAUGACCAUGAAUAUGCUUAUCUAAAAGCAAUAUCUUUAUUUUCUCCAGACCAGUCUGGACUUUUAAUGAAAAAACAAGUAGAGAAGAUCCAAGAAAAAACCUUCCAAGCUCUUAGGCACUAUGUCAGUAAUAAUUUCCCAAAUGAUGAUGAUAGGUUUCCAAGAUUACUGCUACGUCUUCCAUCAUUGCGUGCCUUGGAUCCACAAAUAUUAGAGGAGUUGUUUUUUUCCAGCUUAAUUGGUCAAGUGCAAAUUGAUAGCGUAAUUCCGUACAUUCUGCGAAUGGGAAACGGAGCAGUUAGUGUGUGCACCAGACAAGUAAAAUUGGAACAACCAGAGGAAUAUUUGUGCAAAUAAUGUUUUAUAUUAAAUUUAUACUAAAACCGAAUGUUUGAAUAAUGAGUAUUCGUGAUAAUAACUUUAUUGUUUUUAUUUCUUUUAAUGAUUAUUUGUAUAGGAACUGUUGUAUGUGGGGUUGCAAUUUGAGAUAAUAUUACGAAUUUAUUUUUAUAAAGAAACGUUGAUUAGUUUUUUGACAAAUGCAACGUACGUUUACUGUAAAUAAAUUUUAGGUAGACAUAUAACUGUAAAAACUAUAAUAAUUUGUGCUAAAGACUACAAUAGUCCAUAACGUAGAUUUUUUUAUUUUAAUUAUUAACCGAUCAGCUUUGUACUUUUCUACAGUAAUCGGAAAAAAUGUUCAAGUAUUUAGUGCAAUGAGCACAUUUGUGAUAAAAUAGGUCUGUGCCUUCGAAAAUUUCAAUUUCUUCAUGUCUAUUGGUUUAGUUAAUUAGCACAGGAAAUAUUUAUAUUUCUAAAAAUUGCCAGA
Messenger RNA from Agrilus planipennis (emerald ash borer), 2445 nucleotides. Its product is annotated as orphan steroid hormone receptor 2. The coding region runs from base 516 to 1973 and encodes 485 amino acids. The record is from RefSeq and is a predicted model, not a curated record. Gene Ontology annotation, molecular function: RNA polymerase II cis-regulatory region sequence-specific DNA binding; zinc ion binding; nuclear receptor activity. Gene Ontology annotation, biological process: anatomical structure development; cell differentiation; regulation of transcription by RNA polymerase II. The transcript has 6 exons. Lineage: Eukaryota; Metazoa; Arthropoda; Insecta; Coleoptera; Buprestidae.